Molecule: messenger RNA, 1125 nt
Organism: Entamoeba dispar SAW760
Lineage: Eukaryota; Evosea; Mastigamoebida; Endamoebidae
Exons: 1
Coding region: 1-1125 (374 amino acids)
Biological process (GO): signal transduction
Cellular component (GO): plasma membrane
Molecular function (GO): GTPase activity; GTP binding; GDP binding
Source: RefSeq, a predicted model, not a curated record
AUGAUUCUCUCAGUAUAUAUUGAGCAUUAUAAUUUUAUGUCAUUUCAACUCAGUCAAAAUGUACCUAAUAGUGUUAUUGUAUAUGAAUUAAAAGCAAGAACAAUUAGUUCUUUUCCACCUGAAUACAAGUCAGGAUUUUUAGAAGUUCCUGCAAAUACUGUGAUUGAUGUUAUUGCUAUCAAUACACCAGAAUGGAUUAUUGGUAGGUAUAGAGAAGGUUUAAAUCAAGGGAGUGAGGAAACAGAGGUCUGUGGCUUUAUUGCUAUUUCAUUUCUUAAACUUAUUCCUGAAAAAUUUACUCUCCCAGAUAGAGCAAAAGCAGACUUUAUUGAAGAAGUUAUUCCAAAGGUUAUGGUCACAAGAAGAAAUGAUGCAAUUAAAUCAAGACAUUCUACAUCUCUUGUUAUGCCACAAACAAUUUACUGUGAAAUUUGUUUUAAAGCACCAAUUGAAAACCCAUCUAAAUGUGAAUUUUGUGCAAAACAUAUUCAGCCACGGUGUUGUUAUGAAUGUCUUAUUUCAUUAGAAUGUUUAAAAAAUGCUAAAUGUCCUUUAUGUGGACAUGGAUUAAAUAAAAAAUCAAAAAUUAUACCAACAAAUCCCAUUCCUGAAAGAGUUAUUACUCCUUCAAAUUCACCAGUCAUAGAAAAGAAAUGGAAAAAUAAUUAUAAAAUAAGUGUACUUGGAAUAACUGGAGUAGGAAAGACUUCACUUAUUGUUCAUUACGUUUUUGGAAAAUUUGUUGAACAAAAAGAUAAUACUAUUGCUGACAUUUAUAGAAAAACUUCAAUUAUUAAUGACGUUCCUUGUCUUAUUCAAAUUAGUGAUUUUGAUGAUAAAAAAGCAGAUGGAUUUAUUUUAGUAUAUUCAAAACAAAUAGAGAAAUCCCUUGAAUAUGUUAUGGACAUAGAAAAGAAAUUAACAUCAAAAUAUAAAAGAUUUGUCAUUGUUAGAAAUGAUUUUAAAGAAACACCAGAAGAUAAUGACAUUUGUUUUCAUCGUGUAUUCAGUGUUAAUGCAACAACUUCAAUCGAUAACUUUGAUCGAGCAGUUGAAGAAUUAAUAUGUGAUAUUAGAGCCAUAGAGUCUAGACCAAAGAAAGUGAGUAAAUGCAAUAUUCAAUAA